CCCUGAAAAAGUAAAGAAAACAGAUUAAUCUAAUUCCACCCUUCUUUCUAGGCUUGGAAACAGGCAUGUUUGUUUUCCUGUUUUCCUUCAUUAUUUAAAUCAACUAGUUUCUGUUUUCUUGUAGUCCUCCGUUACACGAAUCAAAGUAGUUUCAGUUUUCUUGAGUCGUUUCAAGUAGGGGUUUGGUGUUAAAUCUUCAUAAUGAAUCAAAUGGCUAUAGCCGCCCUCAAGAAUCAGUACAAGAGUUUUGUUCAAUCUAUGUUCGAUGAGGGAGUGCUUGACAACCAGUUUAGUCAACUUCAAGAUUUACAGGACUCCAGUAAUCCCAACUUUGUGGAUGAAGUGAUCACUUUGUUUUGCAAUGAUGCAGAGAGGAUCAUAACUGAAAUGAACAGAUAUCUGAAUUAUCAGAAUGUUGAUUUUAGCAAACUGGAUUCUCAUGUUCAUCAACUUAAAGGAAGCAGCUCAAGCAUCGGCGCGCAUCGCUUGAAACUCGCUUGUGUUAACCUCCGGCAAGCUUCAUAUGAGCGGAACAAGGAAGAGUGUGUUGAAGCCUUCAAUUCCAUCAGACAUGAAUACUGCCUCUUGCGCAGUAAAUUUCAAUUCCUGAUGCAGAUAGAGAGGCGCAUUGUGGCCCUUGAGAACAACCAACAAUGAAUAGAAGAUAGCAACCAACAAUGGAGGAACAGUUUGCCUUCAAUAGGAUCACUUUGUUGAUCUGCAUUUUACAAUAAGCCAUUAGGAAAUCAGUCACUGCUUUGUAUUAUGAGAAUGUUUGCAUGAAAA
Hibiscus syriacus is the source of this 786-nucleotide messenger RNA. RefSeq names its product histidine-containing phosphotransfer protein 1-like. NCBI's taxonomy places the organism in Eukaryota, Viridiplantae, Streptophyta, Magnoliopsida, Malvales, Malvaceae. The record is from RefSeq and is a predicted model, not a curated record. The transcript is spliced from 5 exons. Gene Ontology annotation, cellular component: cytoplasm; nucleus. Gene Ontology annotation, molecular function: histidine phosphotransfer kinase activity; protein histidine kinase binding. Gene Ontology annotation, biological process: phosphorelay signal transduction system; cytokinin-activated signaling pathway; phosphorylation. The coding region runs from base 202 to 657 and encodes 151 amino acids.